AUGACAGACUCGGACAGGCCCCAGAGGCAUAAGCUGUGUUUUUUAUCCACAUUGCUUUCCCAAAAGGUCCUGGAGAGGUCUGAUGCUGUCCUUCGCUGCAUCAUAGCUGGCCAGCCCAAGCCGGAGGUAACUUGGUAUAAGAAUGGUCAAGCCAUAGAGGAAUGUGGUAUCAUUUCCAGCUAUGAGUUUUUUGAGGAUCAAUAUAUUCAUUUGCUACAACUCUCUUGCUGUGCCCAGAGCGAUGCUGCUGUGUAUCAAGUGUCAGCCAGAAACGACCUGGGAAUGGUCUGCUGCUCUGCUUCCCUGGAGGUGGAAUCUGCACCAGAAAUCCCACACGUUUCUCCUGCCCUGGGAGGUGGGGGGGCCGUGGGGCAGACACAUGAGGGAGACACCGAUGAGGAAGAACACACAAGGCAGACCCAUGAGAAAGAACAGCCUUGUAAGGAAGGAGAGAGUGUCUCCCCGGAGACUCUCACGUCACCCGAUUCCUCCCCUGCCAAAUUCAACCUCUUCCAUUCACUCCAGGUAUUGGCCAAUUAUGACAUUUGCUCCCCCAGCUCUGAAAAUCCCCACCACGUUAAAGGAAUGAGGCCAGCUGCAGAGGUUUAUGAUCCAAGUAACACAGAAGAAACUUCCCUGCCUUCAAAUAAUACUCCCGAACAUCGUGAUGUAUAUCACCACUGGACGGUGCAUUCCACAGAAGAUGGCCUGAGCGAUGACAGCCCUAAUGGGGAGGCCUUCACCCCUAGUCAUCAAAACCCCAAAGCACAGAAAUACAUCAGCUUCAGUCUCCCACUGUCAGAGGCAACUGCAGGCAUUUACCCAGAUGCCAACAGCACCUCGGGCAACAGGGAGUUCCACCCCCAAGUCUCCAGCGAAGACUCGGACAGCAGCGACUAUGAACUUUGCCCAGAGAUAACCUUAACCUGCACAGAGGAGUUUUCAGACGAUGACCUGGAGUAUCUGGAAUGUUCCGAUGUUAUGACGGAUUACUCUAAUGCAGUUUGGCAAGGGAGCCUGCAAAGGACUGGGCAUGCUUUUUUAUUAGAAAGCGAUGACGAAGAGAUGGAAUUCAGCGAGUGUGGCCUGGGUGGGCGUGAGCAUUUCCUCAGUGAAAUGGGUUGUGGGCCUCAGGUGUCGGGUGACAAGGAGCCUAUGGAUGCCACCACUGGCUUCUGUGCUUCUCACUCACAGUCCCCAGAAGUGGGGAUCAGGAGCAGCACAGCGUCCAAGCACAGUCCCUCCUCCCCACCAGGAGGGACGAGACUCACUCUGGGCCCUCACCAGGAUGGAACAGUGACUGCUUUCCCCAGUGCUUCUGGGAUUGCUGAAAAUGAUUGUCCAGGAAUUCAAGGAGAAGCCAGAGACUGCCACCAAGCAGGAGAGGAAUUCACCAGUGACAACCUGCUAACCAUGGAUGAGGCCGCGACAGAGGCAGAGAUGAAGCCCUUGUCUGGGGGGACAGACAAGUCAGAGAUGAAGCAGGGUUCAGAGAGCGGUGCUGAAGACAGAUGGGAGAAACAUGCAGGCAGCAGGAGGGGCACCCAGAGACCCACCAAAGGAGGGUGUCCCAGAGUGAAGGGAAAUGCCAAGAAGCUAAUCUGGAAGGAAAUCUCCCCAGAGGGAACCUUAAACCCCCCUUCCCAGGAACCCACCAGUCACCCUCUGACCCAGAACGAUCCAAGACAGACUCUGCACACCAAAGCUAGACCUCCUCGCCGGAAUUCCCACUUCCACAUCCGACCAUGUGGUACGUCACCUCCGACAGAGCAAGGCUCACUCAACAAGGAAGGGUACCCAAGUUUCAAGGGAGAAGGGGUGCAGGUUUAUGACUUAUUUGAGACACACUGGGUUCCAGACCAGAGUGAUCAUCUUCAGGUGCAAAUUCAGGCGAGAGAUUCUUCCAGCCAGAUGCCCCCUUCCUCAGAUCCUCCUGAGGAAGAGUCUCCAUCCACCAGGACCACAAUGAAUUUCUCGUCCAUCUCAGAAGGGACUCACGGGGAAGAGCCACCAUUGGCCCAAUCCCUGCAGUUGGAAAACUGUUCUCAAGACCCACAACAGACAGAAAAACAAGACAGAGAAGGCGGUGCAUCUAGCAGGUCCUGGGAAGACCUAGGACAUGAGCCCAGCAUCCCAGAAACCAAUGAUGACAAUAUGUACCCAGCUGCCUCCUCACCUCCUCUCCCCCAGGAGGGCAGCAAUGCCUGCAGCGAGCCUGAGGCUCUCUUUAUUGCUUCCCGUGAGCCUCUAGAUGCUGCCCUCCUCCUGGCAAAUCCAUGCAGUGAGCCAAGGGGCGGAGAAGCAGUGAACGUGGUGGAGUGUUUUGAAGCUGGUGACCAAGGAACAUGGUCUGAUACCAUGGAUCCUCCUGUGGGAGCACCAGUUGAUAAAUACCUGCCUCAAGAGAUUUGCUCCAUGGACUUUGAGAGGACAGAAGGUCACAGCAAAGUAUGUGAUUUAUGUUCUCCUGAUGACAAGCCCCUGGCGGUUCUUCCUCAGGCACCAGCUUCUGAGUCUCCUCAGCCCACAUGUGAGAAUGCCAGGGAUAGACGCUUGGCCAUCAGUGCCUUCACCUGGAACAUGUCACAGGUGGCCAGCAGGGGUGUCACAGGGGCAAAUGAAGCUGAGGUGGAGGAUCGCCCCUGCAUCUCAGCUUCCACAAUCCAGGCCAUCCGGGAGAGUUCAAAUCCCUGUUUCUCAGAAGGGCUUGGGGAGCUUCAUCCCCUUUCUUCUGAGAACAAGUCCUUCGUGCACCUUAACGAAGGAGGCAGUGAGACCCCCAGGACCAGUACCCCCACUACCAGGGACAGACCAGCCAGGCACGGUUCAGUGAUGAAGGUCCCACAAGAGAAGCCAACAGCAACAACGGCUAAUUCUAAGUGUCUUCAGGUGGCCAGGGAGACUCAGGACACAUCACCUCUUGUCGCUGAACCCAAGGUCCACCCAGCCAAGUAUCACACUGUUUCAGUUUCUGAAGACAGCCCAAUAGAGGGCACUGAGGAGAGUUCACCCGAGGCGCCAGAUGUAAACCACUACCAAUGUCCUUCCAGUGUAGAGUCAGGCCAUAUUUUAACCGGAUCCACAGAAGAGCUCCUUUGCCUGACCUCCAGUGUUCCAGAAGUCUCUGGCCCAGAGGGAGAGGAAUUUUGUAGCAAUUCCCCUCUUCAGCUUGAUGACCAGUCUCUGGAUGAAAGCCAAAUGGGGUUCAGAACAGACAACAGGAGCUUUGACGAGGAUUUCCGAGAAAAAGGAAGUGAAAUGAGGCAGAGAAUCCAACCAGACAGCCUGCCCUACCAUGGUUCCCUUUCUGCACCUGAUUUCCAAGAAAGUUUGUCCCAGUCAUCGGUUACACAGGAAGACAUCUUGGUGCCCUCAGAGCUCUCCCCAGAAAAUUCCAGGGAAGACACAGUGUGCGGCUCAGGUGUGGAGCCCACUGUCCCCGUGGUAGCAGAAGGAACCAGGGAAGAACACAUCCAGACACUGAGCAAUGUUCCAUCUCUCUCUGAAAUCCUCCUGGGGGAGUCUCAGGCCCUGGGACUAGGCAACUGGGAAGCAGGUAACAAGGUGAAGAUUAUAACCCUAGAGAUUCCUGAUUCUGAAAUUUGGCCAUCAAGGCAAGUGACGGAUCCUGAGUGCAAAGAGGCAGAAGCUGGAUCCACAGUCUUUGGCAGGGCCUGGUCUCUGUCUGAUGUUCUGAACGCAGAUUCUGCUGUGGCAGAACCUGCCCCCUGGAGGAUAGCAGCAGGGGCCCAAAGUCCUUGGGCUGAGAUGACUCCAGUCCCUGCUAACAACAGGAAAACGGGCGAAGAUGCCACACCAGCCAGCAUCAUGUAUUGGAGUAGUCUUUCUUCCCAGGGUAUGAGCCACCCCAGGUUCCUGGAGUCAUCCGUGGACCCCAUGGAGAAAGAGGAAUUAUGUAUGAUAGAUUCUCUAUCCCAGGCUUCGCAAAUGGAAAGGACAGGACUUGCUAGCAAUGUGAGUCAAGAGCAGGAGGAAAAUCAGCUCAAGAUGGAUAAUUCUGCCUUAUUGAACCAGUGUUUGACCUUCCCUAACAUCUGGGAAUCCUCUGUAGAUCCUGUUGAUGAGACAGGUGAGAGAGAGUGUCACAGGACUGAGAAAGUAGAACCUUCUGAACCUAUACUGGGGGCCCUUGGAGACGGGAGUGAAUCCACUGAUGGAAAUCUGGGCCAGGAAGUGGAAGUCCAACCCGCCCUUCUGCAAGUUCCAUGUUCCCAAAACAAUGAGGAAACCAUUCCAAAUGAAAACAUGAUCAGCCAAGAACAAGUAGUCUGGGAGAGAGAAGAGGCCAAACCAAGUCAAAAUGAAGUCAGAGGAAAACUACAGCCGGCCAUUUGUCAAGCCCCCUGUUCUGAGGAGGGUUUGCAAAGAACUCCAUGUGCAGGCAGCAUGGACCGAGCACAAGAGGGCAAUGAUAGAAGUUUAGGGGAGGCUGAGCAAAGCAAACAGGACAAGGCUGAAUUUCUUUCCCCCUCGUCACCUCUUUCUAGUUGUCUUGCAGUAAUGACUGAUGCACCUGUUGAAGAUGAGACUCACUACUCCACAGGCCAAAUUUAUAGUCAAUUUGCAGAUGAUUUUGUUGAACCCAGAAACCAUCAGUAUGUAUUUUGCAAUGCGGAGGGAAGGGAAACUACUGAGACCGAGCAGGGGAAACAUGUGCCCUCUUGUAGUGAUCUUACACCAUGGCCUUGCAGUUCAUCUCCCCAAGGAAACGCCACACACUUUUCAACAAGUCAUAGCACGGAGGAACUGAAAACAGAGGAGCUUCAGAUUGGGGAAACCAAAGCCCCAAGUUCAUCUGACUCCCAAGCAAUGACCCUGGCUUUCAUUUCAGGAGAACGUGAGUCAGAGAAAGCCCCUGAGGUCCUACAGGACCUAUGUCAAAAGGGCUCUAUCCUGGGAAGUGGGAAUAAGUUCAAGGAGAAGGAGAAGUCUAGCCACGUGGCUGCCCAGACUGGCAAAUUACCAGGGGCUCGAUCAUCAGUGGCUAGGUCAGAGGAGAUCAAGAAGACGCAAGAAACUCCAGGAAGUGGACAUCUAGCUGAGGGAGUAAAGAAGAAAAUUCUGUCCAGGGUGGCAGCCCUGAGAUUGAGAUUGGAAGAAAAGGAAAAUGUCAGAAAGAACUCAGGUCUUCCUAAAAAAAUACCUAAGCUCGAAAAAUCAUUAUUACGCACCACUGAGAAAAAAGAACCCAGAAAGGCACCUUGCAAAAGAGAAGGAAAAGCUCCAAUAUUGUUGAAAAAGAUCCAAGCUGAGAUGUUUCCUGACCAUUCUGGAAAUGUAAAAUUGAGCUGCCAGUUUGCAGAAAUUCAUGAAGAUUCUACAAUCUGGUGGACAAAAGAUUCCAAGUCAAUAGCUCAAGUCCAGAAAAGAGCCGGAGACAACUCCAGCGUGUCCUUGGCCAUCGUUCAAGCUGGGCAGAAGGACCAGGGCCUCUAUUACUGCUGCAUCAAGAACAGUUAUGGAAAUGUCAGUGCUGAGUUUAACCUCACGGCUGAAGUGCUCAAGCAGCUGUCAAGCCUCCCAGAGAAUAGAGGAUGUGAAGAGAUCGAAUUCAGCCAGCUCAUCUUCAGAGAGGACUUCCUUCGUGACAGCUACUUUGGGGACCACCUGCGUGGCCAGAUCUCCACUGAGGAGUUGCACUUCGGGGAAGGGGUACACCGCAAAGCCUUCCGCAGCACAGUGAUGCAGGGCCUCAUGCCGGUCUUCCAGCCGGGCCAUUCCUGCGUGCUCAAGGUGCACAACGCCAUCGCCCAUGGGACCAGAAACAACGCUGAGCUCGUGCAGAGGAACUACAAACUGGCCGCUCAGGAAUGCUACGUUCAAAAUACUGCCAGACACUAUGCCAAGAUCUACGCGGCUGAAGCACAGCCUCUGGAAGGCUUUGGAGAAGUGCCAGAGAUCAUUCCUAUUUUCCUUAUCCAUCGGCCUGAGAACAACAUCCCUUAUGCAACAGUGGAAGAGGAGCUGAUGGGCGAAUUCGUGAAGUACUCCAUCCGAGAUGGGAAGGAAAUCAAUUUCUUGAGAAGAGAAUCAGAGGCUGGGCAGAAAUGCUGUACCUUCCAGCACUGGGUGUACGAGAAAACCAGCGGCUGUCUCCUGGUCACAGACAUGCAGGGUGUAGGAAUGAAGUUAACGGACGUUGGCAUAGCAACGCUGGCUAAAGGGUACAAAGGAUUUAAGGGCAACUGUUCCAUGACAUUCAUUGAUCAGUUUAAGGCGCUACACCAGUGUAACAAGUAUUGUCGCAUGCUGGGGCUGAAAUCCCUUCAAAACAGUAGCCAGAAGCCAAAGAAGCCGAGCAUCGGGAAAAGCAGAGUUCAGACAAACUCCACAACCACGAAGAAGCCAGGACCUGGAAGCCCAGCGGAGAAGAAAGCCUAGUGCACGCCACCCUGAGGCCCGCGGCCACCAGCGAGCAGCACGAGAGCUGUGAGCAGACAUUUAUGGCCACGCGGGAGAUAAUGGUGCACAGCCUGCAGAGCGCGUGUGGCAUGCUUUCUGCCCAGCCAACUUUGCCCCACGAGGCAUUCACAGCGUCACCUGCCAUCUGCUGCCGUGACCUUAGGACGGGGACUCGUGACCAGACUUGUACAGGGACUCAGCCAUUCUCUUCUUUGUCAGCCAGCUAGCAUUUCUAGCAAUUUCACAUUGUGCGUCGUUGGUGUAUUUGCACGUGGUUUGUUGUCAAGGACUUGGUGCUGUGCUUAUCUCUCUACGUCCCUAAUCCUCCCCUCUCUACAUCCUAAUCCCACCUCUCACUAUGUCCAGCAUGGCCAGCCGUGAUGUGAACAGACCUCAUGGAUGGCAAGCUGUUGCACGAGUGUUGAGUGUCUAGCGUUGCUGGAGCCGGCUUCUGAAAUGGCAGGCCACUUCCCUCCCUGACUCACAUAGCCAGGGAAAAUGUUCCAUUCAUUAAAUUCAUGAACAAGAAGCGUAAAAUGCGCAUAUCAUCUGAGACACUUAUUCUUUCGGAUCUUGUGCCAUA
Messenger RNA from Dipodomys ordii (Ord's kangaroo rat), 7006 nucleotides. It is a transcript of the gene Alpk2, whose product is annotated as alpha-kinase 2. Bases 1 to 6402 code for a protein of 2133 amino acids. The transcript is spliced from 12 exons. Gene Ontology annotation, molecular function: ATP binding; protein serine/threonine kinase activity. Gene Ontology annotation, biological process: protein phosphorylation. NCBI's taxonomy places the organism in Eukaryota, Metazoa, Chordata, Mammalia, Rodentia, Heteromyidae. The record is from RefSeq and is a predicted model, not a curated record.